This is a messenger RNA of Aricia agestis (brown argus), 1419 nucleotides long. RefSeq lists its product as uncharacterized. NCBI's taxonomy places the organism in Eukaryota, Metazoa, Arthropoda, Insecta, Lepidoptera, Lycaenidae. The record is from RefSeq and is a predicted model, not a curated record. The transcript is spliced from 9 exons. The coding region runs from base 155 to 1354 and encodes 399 amino acids.
GACGUCUGCCCAUGUCUCCCAGUCGAUGACGAAACAUUAUUCAAGUGAAAGAGUAAUUGAAACUAAAAUAAUUAGAAAAUAUUUUUAAAAGAACCAGCGAGGAAAGUUAAUUAAAUCUAUCAUUUUUGGGAAAUAGUUGUUAUUGUUUUACAAAAUGUCGGAGACGGAUGCCUACACUGAUGUGGUGGAACUCUGUGCGCUGCUACAAUGCCUGGGCUUCAACGUUAAAUCUGUUGAGACAAACGAUGGUAACGUGAGCCAAGAGGGAGGAGUGCGCACUAUAGUCAUUAACUGCCAGGCGUCAGGUCUCCACGUGGUGCUGGAGAGCGGCAACCACUCCUGCUCGUGUCCCGCGCUCAGCCAGCAGAACACCAGCGUAUGGCAGGUGUCCGGAAUCACCGGGGGCAAACACUUCAGCAAAGAAUACGGCAGCGCUCUCCUGGGCUCCCUGCCCAAGGCGCACCGCGACCGUCUGACGGCAGAACUGCAGGAGAUAGUGCGGUGCAUCAGGGACCACAACGACGAGGACCGGCACAAACCCGCCAACCGGUCCGCCAGCAUGGUGGAGAUCACGCCGGAGAAACGUCACCUAAUGCUGAAGACAGAUACGCCGUCUCGCUGUCGCUCGCUAGACGCGCUGAACAGCAAGGAGGUGGACAUAGAACUACCGGCGCCCGGACCGCUGCAGAAACCGGCAGAUACCAGCGACCCCAAGAAGUUGAUGUGCCAAAGACAAAGCACGUACACGCUAGUGACGACUCCGGCCAGUGUGCGAAGACGUAACAAAACUUCAAGUCCUAUUCAAGAACAACAAAACUCGCUACUGGAGAGCCUCAUAGCUGCUGAGAAACUCGCAGAAGAUCUGAGGAACCAGCUGGCCCAUACAGUCAGGGAGUAUAUGGAAGAAGGCAAGCAUGAGUCCUCGAUGUCGUCUCUAGCGUUGGAUGUCUCCAAGAUAUCAGUAUUAAAGGGCCCAGAAAGUUCGAAAAUCCAAUUUUCCUCAAGUCCCAAUCUAACGGGUAUGGGUGUGCAUGAUGACGUUGUUAGAAAGCUGAAACGUACCGAGAGCGCGUCCACGUCCAACCUAGCGAGAAAACCAACUCCGAAAGAAGGGAAGCUAUCGAAAUUACGCCGAUUAUCACCUAAUUUGUUCAAGAAGAACGGGCCAGGUGCGAAAGAAAAGGAUAAAACUGAAGAUAAGAAUAAGUUGAAUUGUUUAUCCAGACCUAAGAUUGUUACUCCUGUACGGAUUCCUAAAGGCAAUUCGGAGUUCAGUCCGAAUCUGAGUGCCAGCAGAAAGAAAUAUAGCCAUGUUAAAUCAACUAUACCGAGGCCAGCAGCAAAAAAGGAGUAACUUGUUUUAAACUGUUUAUUUUAUCAAAAUUGUUUUAACAGAAAUAAAUAGAGUAUCCAAAUAAA